Molecule: messenger RNA, 1755 nt
Organism: Arabidopsis thaliana (thale cress)
Lineage: Eukaryota; Viridiplantae; Streptophyta; Magnoliopsida; Brassicales; Brassicaceae
Gene: CF9
Product: Carbohydrate-binding protein
Exons: 1
Coding region: 266-1411 (381 amino acids)
Source: RefSeq, marked reviewed
UUCCAAAACAAUCGUCACUUUAAAAUCAAACCAACCGAACAUCGAAAAGAUUCGUCUGUUGUUGUCUUCUUCUUCUUCAACUUGUUCUUUGUUUCUCUUUCGCCUCUUGAGUUCCUCACUUCUUGGUUCUACCUUCAUUCAUGUCUCUAUCCAAAUCUAUCUGGUAACUCAAAAUCAUCACUUCUUCUACUCAACAAUUUCACAAUCCCAUCCCCAAUUUUACAAUCCCUAGAUCUCCCUCCCUCUUCAAUUCGCUGUAGUUUUCAUGGACCUUGUUCGAUUGAGAGACAUAGGUUCAAUUUCACCUCAGAGAAGAAGGAAAUGGCUGAUUCUAUUAGCGGUUUUCGGUGUUUCGGGUUACGGAGUUUACAGGGUUUACAAUUCUCAAUACAUCGCUAAGAAGACGAAGCGUCUUAUGAAACUCUUCUCAGGCAUUGUUUCAUUCGCCGAAAUGGUCAUCGAUUCCGCGGAGACGAUAAGUAUCGUUUCUCGAGAUUUGAAAGAGUUUCUCGAAUCAAAUUCCCACGAAAUCCCUAAUAGCUUGAAACAGCUAUCGAAAAUCACCAAAUCAAAAGAGUUCACUGAUUCUCUAGCUAGGGUUUCUGAAGCUGUAGCGAUUGGUGUUUUCCGUGGGUAUAAUUCCGAUCCAAACGUCGAAAAAGAAUCGAAUUUGAGUGUAGUUGAUAGAGUUUUCUCAGAGGAAGGAGCUGGUUUUGUUUCUGUUGUUGUUGGUAGUUUUGCUAAGAAUCUUGUUCUUGGAUUUUACUCUGGUGAGAUUGAGAUUGGUAGUGAUGAUUCUUUAAAACCUAGAUGGAUGAAUUUGCUUAGUGAUGAUAAGUGUAGAGAGCUUUUAGCAGAUUGUAUUGAGAGAUUCACUAGCUCAGCUGUAUCGGUGUAUAUCGAUAAAACGGUUGGUGUUAAUACUUAUGAUCAGAUAUUCGCUGGUUUGACGAAUCCGAAACAUCGAGAUAGUGCUCGAGAUGUUCUUGUUUCGGUUUGUAAUGGAGCUCUUGAGACGUUCAUGAGAACUUCUCAUGAUGUCUUCACAUCUUCAGGAGAGAAAACCGAUUCCUCCUUGAGGAAGUCGGAGAAUCGAGAAAACGGAUGGGCAGAGGCGCUUUCGACUACUUUAGCAGUGCCGAGUAAUAGGAAGUUCAUGUUUGAUGUUACGGGAAGAGUGACGCUAGAGACGAUGAGAUCAAUUCUUGAGUUUGUAAUCUUGAAAACGUCACAAAGUUUUAAGAGGAGUUUGGAUGUGAUUCAUGAAGAAGUUACAGAGAGAGGACGUCAAGUAGUUGGAUACGUUGGUGCCAAAUCUUCAGUGAUAAUCACUGUUUGUCUUGCGGUUUACUUUCACAUCUUUAACCGCUUUGUUCGAGGCCCUCCGGUUUGUUUAAGCCAGCAAUUCUAGUUAAUCGGAUCGAUCUAUUAGCUUGUUAGAGUUGUUAGGGACAUUAGAUCUUCAGCCUUCCAUAUUCUUAUUGGUAAGUUGGAGCUGAAUAGCGUAGUAGAGUCUUAGCAGUGUUAUGUACCCACAUAUUCAUUAUUGUUUAUUUAUAGAGGAUUCUUGAGAUAAUCUCUGCAUCUAUGCUACCAUUUCCAGUCAAACCAUAUAAUGUAUUCGAAUGGAUGUUGCCGGCGGAGCGGACUAGGCAACUCUAUUUCUUGGGGCGGAUUUAUCCGCAUCAAAUUUAUCUUUAUGUAAGAGCCGUAUGUAGUAAAAUAUUUUUAAUUUUUUCGGGCAUAUUAAGACGG